CAAAAGACUGAUGGAAGAGACGGUUUGACAUUCAAAAUAUUGUUUUUGCAGGAUUAUACACGUCCUGAUUAAGCCUGGGAUAAAAACUCUGCAUCAAGGUUGUAAAGUAUAGUUUAUUCAAAUGGCGACUCUGGUCGAAAUUCAGUUGGACAGGAAAAGUUGGUACUUACAACUUGAGGCUAGCCAUGAGUGCUGCCUUACAGCCUCUUACUAAUGGMAAUGCGAGAUACAAGACAGAAAUCAUAAUAAUUUUAAGAAAAGGACGACGAGUCGAGCCAAUGAUGGAAACAAAUAAAGAAAAUGUAUCACCGAUUAAAGCGUCGGUAGUGGCAAGCGACAACGACGUGGAUGGAAUGACUGAUAGUUUCCAAAAAAGGCUCGAAAUUAACGGGAUCGAUAAGGACGGUCGAUACUUCUUGGAUAUAAUGAAAAGAGAAACUGAUCGAUUAAUGAGUUUAUGUGAAUCAUCUGAGAAGGCGAUGAAUGAUGACUCCCCAUCCGAAGAAGUUUGUGGGAAAGUCAGAGCAGCAAUUGGAAAAUCAAAAUUAUUAACCACAAAAAAGUUUAAACAAUUCAAAGGACUGUGUGAACUCAACUUGGGUAUUGGGAGCAGUAAUGGUAGGAGACCUACAAAUGCAGAUCUUGCAGGGUUUUGGGACAUGGUCAUGAUUCAGGUUGAUGAUGUUACAAAGAUGUUUGAUAACAUUGAAGAGCUGCGACAGAAUGGCUGGGUUGAAAAGUCACCCAGAAAAGAAAAUGGCGAGGAAGUAACAAGAAGAUCAUCAAUAACAAAAAGGUCAUCUCUAAAACGAGAGUCAUCCUUUGGAAAAGUGCCUUUGACAAGACAAAGGUCUAGAGAGGAAAUUAAAGAUUUAGAAGUUAAGCAAAGAGCUGCUGCUAGACAGAGACUAGCUGCUGCCAAAAGAGCAGCAAGACAAAAAGUCAACAGAAAUAGUAAUCCAUUGGACAAUGUGGAAAUCUUUUGUUCUCCUCAUAAAUAGCGCAGCAGCUGAACAAAGAUGAACUUUAUCAGUGGAAUAAAAGAUGUUAUUAGUUAUUGUUGGAGAAAUAAAGAAGAAAUAAUUGGUAAAGAUGGUGAGCCUGAAGUCAACAUAAACCAUCAGCUUAUUAAUGCAAGUAAUAUUUUAUUAUACAAGUCCCGCCAAUAAAACAAUAUAGAUCUACUAAUUAAUGAAGCAUGGUUGAUCCUGGGGCGCUGGAAAUUUGGCAUUUUCAUACUAUGUACAUAUGCAAUUAUACACACACACAAAAAUUGUCUAAUUUUUUUGUCUAAAUCUAAUUAAAUAUAAUUAUUUCAGUCAGGUUCAGUCAAUUACCUUUGACUAGUUAGACAAAAUUAUCAAAUUUUGGGAUGCUAAUCUGCUUUAUUUAUUGAUAGAAUAUUCCUUUUAAAACAGAAAUCCAUUUAGACAUUCAUUUUAGACCGAGUUAUUUAAUAAUAUAUAUACCUAGGUGCACUUGCCACAGUCACACCAAAAGGGCAUGUGUGAUCAKCUAGCCUAGACGAAGCAAUCAUAAUAUUUUAUUAAUGGCAAGCAAUUAUUGAAUUAGAUAAUGUCAAGAUAAUGUCUCAUUUAGUGUCAAAAUUUCAAAUUUUUUUCAUUUUUUUUUUCAUUUUUUAUAAUAAUGAAGAAUUGAUAGGAUUGAUUUGAAAGGACAUUGAAACUUUUUUUUAGAAAAUUUAUAGAUAUGUGUCAAGUAUUACUUUCACAGAUAAUAUCAGUAAUAUUAUAGGAAUUUCCACCAUUCAAGAUGAACAAUUUCCCGUUAAAGACACAUCUAGAAAAUCCAACUGAUUUUUUUUCUUUGAUCAGUGCAACACUUGGAUGCUCUAGUGCCAUUUAYUGAUAUCACAUUAUCUUCAAAUGUCAAUCAUCCAAUCCUAAAUUAACAUUUUAUAUCGAUGUGAUGUUCCUAAUUUAGAUAAACCAUGUAGCAUUUUUAUUGCAUGUUUAUUUAUUUAUAAUUCAAUUAACCCAACAAACUAAUAAGCUACUGUAUAUGUUUAAAGAGAAUGCCAAAUUUCCUGUUUUCUGGGAAUCUUUACAUAAUUUUUUGUAGAAAAGAAUUCAAAGCAUAAUCUAUAUCUUAUCAUAAACAUCAAGUAUUAUGAUAUUUAAACAUGUUAUACUAUGUCUUCCUGUGGCAUGACAUGGAUUAUGAUUAUAAUAAGUGUUUGGAGUAAUCACUCUUKCCUUAGUAAUGCCAUGAAAUGUCACUGGAAAUCAUAGUCUGACAGUUACUAUGGCCGAUGGAAAGAAAUGGCAUUAAUUUAGAACCAUUCUCAUUUGCUGCGAUAAUUUUGUUUUAUAUUUAUUACAGCUGUUUUCGAAACUGUCGCUCAAAAGAACAAACAGUAGUAAGACCAGCUGUGAUAGUCCUCAUUGACAAGUGGUAAAACCAAAUUUCGAUUUCGGAAAUUUGGCUACACAUUCGAGUACUUUCUGCCAUGCCUUUUUGAAAACCUUAUGGUCACAAAUCAGAAACAGGAAGAGGAACAUCCAAGUUGAGGACUAUUGCACACAUUGAAUAGAAAAACACCAAUUCUUUGCAUUUAUUGAUAGUUAGAUUGAUAAAGACACCUACCUAUACAAUUCUUGAAAUUUUGUGCAACAUUUUGGAAAGCAGUUGUAAUUGUUAAAUAUUAUUAAUUACUUUAAAUUUGCAAAAGCCAUGACAAAACAUAUAGACACAAUAUAUUCUGUUGUGUUUUAUAAUUUAACAAAAAAUACUAUUGUGUUAAAUACUAAUUUUAGCCAUCGACACAGCUGGGGAGGGGUGGGGAGAAAAAGUUUUUGUAUAUAUAUAUAAUUCGAUAAGUUUAUUCCUACAUUUUGUAGAAGCAAGUUGAUAUUUGCCGCAUGUGUAUACUUUUUAGAGUAUACGACUGAAGUUGUCUUUUUUUUCUAUCUUUUAUGUUGGUAUUCAAUGUAGCAUAAAAAUCUAUGGUUACAAAUAAAUACAUUUCAACUAUCA
This is a messenger RNA of Exaiptasia diaphana, 2997 nucleotides long. Its product is annotated as disks large-associated protein 2. Gene Ontology annotation, cellular component: glutamatergic synapse; postsynaptic specialization. The transcript is spliced from 5 exons. Gene Ontology annotation, molecular function: molecular adaptor activity. The coding region runs from base 186 to 1001 and encodes 271 amino acids. Lineage: Eukaryota; Metazoa; Cnidaria; Anthozoa; Actiniaria; Aiptasiidae. Gene Ontology annotation, biological process: signaling. The record is from RefSeq and is a predicted model, not a curated record.